Messenger RNA from Gekko japonicus, 546 nucleotides. RefSeq names its product cytokine like 1 (gene CYTL1). The transcript has 4 exons. The record is from RefSeq and is a predicted model, not a curated record. Bases 24 to 425 code for a protein of 133 amino acids. Lineage: Eukaryota; Metazoa; Chordata; Lepidosauria; Squamata; Gekkonidae. Gene Ontology annotation, biological process: positive regulation of transcription by RNA polymerase II.
CGUCCGCUGCCCCUUGCUCCAAUAUGAGGCGCCUGCUGGGGCUGACAGGGCUGUUCGGGGCCUUUCUGCUCAUCCACUCAGCUCCUCCGACGUGCUACUCGAGGGUGUUGUCGUUGGGGAAGGAAAUCACAGAAAGUUACGUGAAUCUGCAGAAAUUUGAAACUGUGGAGCCGUGCGUGAAGACCCUGCCCAGGCUGUAUCUGGAUAUACACAAUUACUGUGUUCUGGCAAAACUGAGAGAGUUUGUCGCAUAUCCCCGAUGCCGGCGAGUGCCCCAAGUGACCGCUCUGAAGGACAAAGCCCGGAGCCUGUACACCAUCAUGACCUCCUUCUGCCGAAGGGACUUGGUCUUUCUUAGUGAAGACUGCAACGCUCUGGAAAUUCCCAUGCUUUCGCCUACCGAUCAGUCAGCCAUUCAGAAGUAGGAUUCCAGCAUACUUCAGGAAAUGCUUGGAAAGAGACCAACCAUUCCAGAGUGCUGUUGAAUGAAAGGAGAACAGCCUUAGUUCUUUCAGAAUAUGAGCCCCGGCAAUACAUUUCUCAGGA